AGUACGUCUGAUUAUCUCCAACAUUCUGAAAUAUAACAAUGUUUUCGUCUAUACAAAUAAAUUUUGUUUUUAUCUUUGGACGUCCGGAAAAUCAGUAUCUCUCCGCUAAGGUACUCUAUUGCGGCCUGCCUUGUACCUGACAUUGGCCUGGCCGCACGCAGCAGCAGCAACGUUUCGAAACACACGCACCAAAAUCCACCCGCCGCCCUAACAAACAGACUACACCAACCAGCCAGCAGUAGCACCAGCAAGUUUUCUUUCCUGCUCCACACCAAAUGCAGCCGCUGCCGCAGGCCAAUGACUCCAUCCAAGCCUAAGCACCGCAAAAAAAGCCUGACUGUCCCGCACUGGGUUUUUGUUGCCCCUCGUUUCUUUGACUCCAUCUGCGGAUGACGACAGUUUGUUUCUAUUCAAGGUCACUCCGGCCAUCACGACUGCUCAUUCGCUCUGCUCUCAGCAUCCCCUCCGUCACACUCUCACGACCCCCCUUCCUAAACAACAAAGCCUCCUACGUUACCACUGCCGCGCCGGCACCGGACACUUGGACAGACACAGACGAAAUGGGCGGAAAACCCAAGUUUGAGCUCAAGACCCCCAAGGGCACCAAGGAUUGGAACGGCAAGGACAUGAUCAUCCGCGACAAGAUCUUCAGCACCAUCACCGACGUCUUCAAGCGCCACGGCGGCGUCACGAUCGAUACCCCCGUCUUCGAGCUGCGCGAGAUCUUGGCCGGCAAGUAUGGCGAGGACAGCAAGCUCAUCUACGACCUGGCCGACCAGGGCGGCGAGAUCUGCUCCCUCCGCUACGACUUGACGGUGCCUUUUGCCCGCUUUCUCGCCAUGAACAAGGACAUUACAAACAUCAAGAGAUACCACAUUGCCAAGGUCUACCGCAGAGAUCAGCCCGCCAUGACCAAGGGCCGCAUGAGAGAGUUUUACCAGUGCGAUUUCGACAUUGCUGGUACCUAUGACCCCAUGGUCCCCGAUGCUGAGGUCCUCCGCAUCAUCUGUGAGGUAUUCGAGGGACUCGGCUGGAACGGCGCAUACACUAUCAAGAUGAACCACCGCAAGAUCCUUGACGGCAUCUUCCAGGUCUGCGGCGUCCCCGAGGACAAGAUCCGCCCCAUCUCAUCGGCCGUCGACAAGCUCGACAAGCUGCCUUGGGCCGAUGUGCGCAAGGAGAUGACUGAAGAGAAGGGUCUUGAUGGCGAAGUCGCUGACCGCAUUGGCGAGUGGGUUGUGCUUAAGGGCAAGCACGAGCUGCUGGAGAAGCUGCGCAACGACCCCGCUCUCUCUGCCAAUGCUUCCAUGCAGCAGGGUAUUGCUGAUAUCGGUCUUCUGUUCGACUACCUCGAGGCCUUUGGUGCUCUUGACCGAGUUUCCUUUGACCUUGGUCUGGCUCGUGGCCUCGACUACUACACUGGCCUCAUCUACGAGGUUGUGACUGAGGGCUCUGCUCCCGAGUCUAAGGCUGGAGCUGCUGGAGCUGCUGCCCCUGCCCCCAGCAAGAAGAAGAGCAAGGGUGAGGACGACGAUCGUUCCAACGACCCUACUGUUGGUGUUGGCAGUGUGGCCGCCGGUGGUCGCUACGAUAACCUUGUCGGCAUGUUCUCUGGCAAGAGCCAGAUUCCCUGCGUUGGUAUCUCGUUUGGCGUGGACCGCAUUGUAUCCAUCACUAAGGCCCGUAUGGCCGCCGACAAGAACGCUGCUACUAUCCGUAACAACGAGGUCGAUGUCUACGUCAUGGCCUUUGGCAGCAACGGCUUCCUCAAGGAGCGCAUGAAUGUCUGCGCCAAACUGUGGGAGGGCGGUAUCAAGGCCGAGUUCCUGUACAAGGUGAAGCCCAAGGUUCCUCAACAGUUCAAGGCUGCCGAGGCCAACGGUGUACCAUUUGCCAUCUUCUUGGGCGACGAUGAAGUUGCGCAGGGCAACGUCAAGAUCAAGGAGAUGGGUCUGCCCGAGGGCCACCCCGAGAAGGAAGGAAUCCUUGUGUCGCUGGACAGCAUGGUUGCUGAGGUCAAGACCCGUCUGCAGCGCAAGAAGGACGUGGAGGCGAUCGCCCAGCAGGCCGAGGGUCUACAGGUCGUUGACGGCAUCAAGGGCGAGGCCGAGCUGGCACAAUAGAGGCAAAAAAUCGUAAAAAGGAUAAUUCAAAAAUAGAAAGGAACCAUUCUACACCG
Molecule: messenger RNA, 2179 nt
Organism: [Torrubiella] hemipterigena
Lineage: Eukaryota; Fungi; Ascomycota; Sordariomycetes; Hypocreales; Clavicipitaceae
Source: the annotation of a GenBank genome assembly